This is a messenger RNA of Danaus chrysippus (African queen), 738 nucleotides long. Lineage: Eukaryota; Metazoa; Arthropoda; Insecta; Lepidoptera; Nymphalidae. The record is from the annotation of a GenBank genome assembly.
AUGGCGUUACGUGUCCAAUUCGAAAACAACAACGAGGUGGGAGUUUUCAGUAAACUUACAAAUUCAUAUUGCCUUGUCGCAAUCGGCGGGUCUGAGAAUUUUUACAGCGUGUUUGAAGCUGAAUUGGCAGACACAAUUCCAGUAGUACACAUUAGUAUUGCUGGUUGCAGAAUUAUCGGUCGUAUGACAGUAGCGAACAAGAACGGCCUGCUGGUCCCGGCAUCAACUACAGACACAGAAUUACAACAUAUACGCAACAGCUUGCCGGACAACGUUAAAGUGCAAAGAGUCGAGGAACGUCUAAGUGCCCUCGGUAAUGUUAUUGCUUGCAAUGAUUAUGUCGCACUAGUUCACCCAGACCUCGAUAAAGACACAGAGGAAAUUCUCGCUGACACACUGGAUGUGGAAGUUUUUAGGCAAACAGUAGCUGGCAAUGUUUUGGUAGGAUCAUAUACCGCGCUCAGCAACAGGGGUGGGUUGGUGCACCCCAAGACAACUAUACAGGAUCAAGACGAGUUAUCUUCCCUAUUACAAGUACCUCUGGUAGCCGGAACAGUGAAUCGUGGCAGUGACGUAGUCGCAGCCGGCCUAGUGGUCAACGACUGGUGCGCCUUCUGUGGCAUGGACACUACUUCGACUGAGAUAUCAGUGAUUGAGAGUGUGUUCAAACUGAAUGAUGCUAAACCUACAGCCAUCACUUCAACCAUGCGUGCCUCUCUCAUAGAUAGUAUGUCAUAA